AUGUCUCCCUUAGUUUUUUUGUGUCUUCUAUUCUCAUUCUUAAUGGAUGGUUCUAAGGGUCAGCUUCAAAUUGGUUUCUACUCAAACACAUGUCCUCUAGCAGAAUCCAUUGUCCAUGAUGUUGUUAGAGAAGCUGCUCUUUCUGACCCAACCCUGCCUGCUGGUUUGCUUAGGCUUCAUUUUCAUGACUGCUUUGUUGAAGGAUGUGAUGGUUCCAUUUUGAUUGAUAAUGUUAAAGAACCAGAAAAAGAUGCAUCUGUACAUCUAGGUCUUAGAGGGUUUGAUCUCAUAGAAAAAGCUAAGGUGAAAUUGGAAGAAUCUUGUCCUGGAGUGGUUUCUUGUGCAGAUAUUGUUGCAUUGGCAGCAAGAGAAGCAAUUUUCAUGACAAAUGGACCUUGGUACAAAGUUCCCACAGGGAGAAGAGAUGGAUUCGUUUCCGAAAAAUCUCUUGCAGAUGAUAUGCCAGAAGUCAGUGAUUCAAUUCAGCAACUCAAAACCAAGUUUCUGAACAAGGGUCUCACAGAUAAAGACCUUGUCCUUCUCAGUGCUGCACAUACAAUAGGAACCACAGCAUGUUUCUUCAUGACAAAAAGACUAUACAACUUUUCUUCAUCUGGCGGUGGAUCAGACCCAGCUAUUAAUCCAAGAUUCCUCCCAGAGCUUCAGGCAAAGUGCCCUCAGGCGGGAGACGUUAACGACCGUUUAGCCAUGGACAUAACAACUGAAACAAGAUUCGACAAGAACAUAUUGAAUAACAUAAGGCAAGGUUUUGCUGUGUUAGAAUCGGAUGCAAGACUUAUCGAUGAUGCAAGAACAAAGGCUGUGAUUGAAUCAUACUUAGGUCCCUUCACUCCAAUAUUUGGACCUUCUUUCGAAUAUGAUUUUGUUCAAUCAAUGGUUAAAAUGGGACAGAUUGGUGUCAAGACAGGUUCUGAUGGAAACAUUAGGCGUGUUUGCUCGAAACUCAAUUGA
This is a messenger RNA of Lathyrus sativus (Indian pea), 972 nucleotides long. Lineage: Eukaryota; Viridiplantae; Streptophyta; Magnoliopsida; Fabales; Fabaceae. The record is from the annotation of a GenBank genome assembly.